This is a messenger RNA of Saccharomycodes ludwigii, 3282 nucleotides long. It is a transcript of the gene VSB1, whose product is annotated as Vsb1p. The coding region runs from base 1 to 3282 and encodes 1093 amino acids. The transcript has a single exon. The record is from RefSeq and is a predicted model, not a curated record. NCBI's taxonomy places the organism in Eukaryota, Fungi, Ascomycota, Saccharomycetes, Saccharomycodales, Saccharomycodaceae. Gene Ontology annotation, cellular component: membrane.
AUGAGUAGCACUAGCGGAUAUAACAAUCGCAAUAGCCAUGGGUCUAAUUCUCACAGGAAUACUAUAUUUAUAAAUAACAAUGGUAACAACAACAACAACAACAACAACAACAACAACAACAACAACAACAACAACAACAAUCCAGAAAUAUCUUCAUUUUUAGGUAGGUCAUAUGUCGGUAGUUUUUCCCAACCCUCAUAUUUAAAUACAGCUAAUAACAGUGAUCCUAGCAGUCUCGGUUACACUAAAAACAACGGCAGUAAUAAUGGUUUAGAUUUUCCUAUGAUUUAUAACAAAAAUAGCCCCAAGAAUAUUAAUAGCAAUUUUAGCUUGCCUAUAACCAAUAAUCUAGAGAAUAAAAAAAUCCACGCCUCUAACAUGCUACACAAACAGACCGUGGCGUUAUCCAAUGCAUUUGAAGAAGAGGAAGAACAAAAAAAUAAAGGUUAUGAAAUUGACGAUUCUAAUAAUAUCGAACAAAUAGAAGCGGAAGAUGAAGCGGAAGCUAUACUAGAAAAUGAUUAUCCUUCCUAUCAAACAGACUAUGAUAACGCACUUGAUGAAGAAUACGGCUUAGUCCCUUCCAUUUCCCAAGAGGGUAGUAUAUAUGAUUCUUCAUCGUUUUUAUCACCACAGUCCUCAUCCAACUUAUCUAUGUUGUCUUCUGCUAACAAUUAUGGUUCGAUGGAUUCCCAUAAUGAUACCGUUGUUGCCACCACCACCACCACCACCAACAACAAAGCAUACUUAAGAAAUCCUGGAGUCUUCUUCCAAGAUAUUGUUCGUUAUACGCCAGCUGUCAUUCUGGGAUUACUAUUGAAUAUUUUGGAUGCAUUAUCUUAUGGUAUGAUCAUUUUCCCUAUCACAGAACCUGUUUUCAGUCAUUUGGGUCCAGCUGGAUUGUCUAUAUUUUAUGUUUCUUGUAUUAUUUCUCAAUUGACGUAUUCGUCAGGAUUAAGUGUUUUCAGAUCUGGUAUUGGUAGUGAAAUGAUUGAAAUCACCCCAUUUUUCCAUACCAUGGCUAUCAAUAUCAUGUCCAGUUUUGCUACAGGUAACGAAAUGGAGCACCAAAACGAAAUUAUUUCUACCACAAUUGUAUGUUAUGCAAUUAGUUCCAUUUUCACUGGUAUGACUUUUUAUACCUUGGGUAAGUUAAGAUUAGGUAAGAUUGUCGGAUUUUUCCCACGCCACAUUUUGAUCGGGUGCAUUGGUGGUGUUGGGUAUUUUCUUAUCAUAACUGGAAUAGAAGUAAGCACCAGGAUUGCCAAAUUUAAAUAUUCUUGGGAUUUCUUGGUCCAUUUUUUGAUUUUGGAUUUCAGCAAUUUGUCAAAAUUAUUAUUGCCCAUUAUUCUAACCGUUUUAUUAAUUUUUAUCCAACAUCGGUUUAAUAAUUCAAGCUUGGUGUUGCCACUGUUCUAUAUUAUUACAUUGUUUUUGUUUCAUUUCAUUGUUGUUUUGGUUCCCAGCUUAUCGCUCUCAAAUCUAAGAGACGAGGGCUGGAUUUUCCCACUUGCAGGGAAAAGGGAAAAUUGGUUUGAUUUUUACAAACUAUACAAUUUCAAAUUGGUUCACUGGGAUUUGAUAUUCUCAAAUAUUCCCACCAUGUUAGCAUUAACUUUUUUUGGAAUAUUACACGUCCCGAUCAACGUGCCAGCGUUGGCAAUGUCUCUGAAUAUUGAUAAAUAUGAUGUUGACAAGGAAUUGAUUGCACAUGGCUAUUCCAACUUCAUCAGUGGUAUUUUAGGCUCUAUUGAAAAUUAUUUGGUUUAUACUAAUAGUGUUUUGUUUAUUAGAGCAGGGGCUGGGGAUUCAGGGUUUGCCGGGUUUUACCUAGCCAUCGCUACAUUUAUCGUUAUGUGCAUUGGUCCAGUAAUCAUUUCUUUGAUCCCCAUUUGCAUCGUAGGCUCGUUAAUCUUUUUGUUAGGGUACGAACUAUUAAAGGAAUCAUUAUUUGACACAUGGGGGAAAUUAAAAAAUUUCGAAUACCUGACCAUAUUAAUCAUUGUACUUACUAUGGGUGUCUUUGAUUUUGUUCUGGGAAUUAUUGUUGGUAUAUUAAUAGCUUGUUUUUCGUUUCUAAUUGAUUCCACCAAGUUGAAAACAGUCAAUGGCGAAUAUGACGGCAAAAUUGCUCAUUCAACAGUUAAUAGAGAUUAUUUGCAAACAGAAUUGUUAAAUGAAAUUGGUGAACAAAUCUAUGUUUUGAAAUUACAAAAUUUGUUGUUUUUCGGAACCAUUAUCUCGAUUGAAGAGAAAAUUGAUAACAUGCUAAAGACUCAAAGAAAAAUUAAAUAUUUGAUUUUAGAUUUUAAGAAUAUCAACGCAGACAAUAUAGAUUAUAGUGCUGCUGAAGGGUUCAACAGAAUUAGAAGAUUUGUUGAUACGAAAAAUAUUCGUUUAAUUGUCUCCUCUAUUCAAGAAACGGACCAUAUUUAUAAUGUUUUUAACAAGGUUGGUUUAUUGCAGGGCAUUGAAUUGUUCCAUGAUUUGAAUAGUGCAUUGGAGUGGUGUGAAAAUCAGUUUUUGAUGCAAUAUAAAGUCUUGUUAGAAAAAAGGAAGAAGCAUAGAAUGAAGCAACAACAACAGAAAAACUUGUUAUUAUUUCAACAACAACAACAACAACAAACAAAGAAUCAAACGCGCAAAUUGUCUGUUCCCUCUCAAUCAACAAUGAUGAUAUCGUCUACACCACGUAACAGCCAAUUUGUUAAUGUGGCUAAAGUACUAUUUAACAACGAACAACAGGAAAACACUAAAUUGAACAAUAGAUUCAAAUCAAAACCAUUUCUACCAUUGUUUUUAGUAAGUUUGAAAAAAUUCAUAUCCAUUAACCCUGAAACUGAGGAGGAACAUCAAAAAUGGGAAAAAGUCACUAAUUAUUUCACACGUGAGAAGUUGCCACCAAAUUAUGAGAUGCCCAAUCAUGACAACAUAUUAUUUGUGGUGGAAAGCGGAUUAAUGAAAAUUAGUUAUUACAUAAUGGGCAAUGGCAAUAUGAAUGACCCAAAGAGUAAUGAUCGUUGUAAUAUUUAUGAAACCAUAGCCAGCAAAACAUGCUAUGGGAAAAUUAUAAAUGGGUAUAAUAACACUGAGGAAAUGAAGGAUUAUUUAGAGUGUGUUCGUUGUGAAACUGAGUGUGUUAUAUGGAUUGUUGAUAAGGAACGAUUGAAUAAGUUGAAGAAAGAGGAUAUAGAAUUAUUCACUGAAUUGGUCUUAGUUAUUAGUGCAUUAAAUCAAUACAGAUAUAAGAAGUUGUUAAGGUAUUCAUUGAUUAGUAGCUGA